This is a messenger RNA of Loa loa (African eye worm), 375 nucleotides long. RefSeq lists its product as hypothetical. The transcript has 2 exons. The annotation marks the transcript as partial. NCBI's taxonomy places the organism in Eukaryota, Metazoa, Nematoda, Chromadorea, Rhabditida, Onchocercidae. The record is from RefSeq and is a predicted model, not a curated record.
ACGUCACCAAAUAUUCUUGGCGUUUCCGACGUCACCCAAUAUUCUUGGCGUUUCCGACGUCAGCCAAUAUUCUUGGCAUUUUCGACGUCACCUAAUAUUUUUACAUCAUAUCGAGCAUUUUCAUCGACAAACGCUAUGAUUGAUAUGUUAGCACGAGUGCAACGAAUGUGUGAAACAACGGAAUCUAUUGGUUCCGGAUCCGGAUUGGGGAAAAAAUAUGAAAGUAUCAUUCAAUUGGAAGAUAGAAGCGAUACAGAUUCGGAUCGAAGGUUGUCCAGUUGCUGUUUCCACUUUGCAUCUUGCGAUCAUCGCUCUUCAAAUCCAUUAAAAUCAUAUGAGUUAGUUUGCCGAACAAUACAAAUUAGACUUAGGUAA